This is a messenger RNA of Pipistrellus kuhlii (Kuhl's pipistrelle), 2132 nucleotides long. It is a transcript of the gene AATF, whose product is annotated as apoptosis antagonizing transcription factor. The transcript has 12 exons. NCBI's taxonomy places the organism in Eukaryota, Metazoa, Chordata, Mammalia, Chiroptera, Vespertilionidae. Bases 177 to 1880 code for a protein of 567 amino acids. Gene Ontology annotation, cellular component: nucleolus; nucleus. Gene Ontology annotation, biological process: regulation of transcription by RNA polymerase II. The record is from RefSeq and is a predicted model, not a curated record.
CUCCCGGAAGUUGCCCUCCGGGAGCCGGGCGCCGGGCUCCGCGCGGUUUCUGACUGGCUUUGGGAGGCGUUUCCCGGAGGGAGGGCCCCGCGGGGAGAGAGCGUCCCGAGCGAGGCGAGGGCCGCACGUUCCCGUCCGCGCGCGGCCCGGAGCGGAGUGAGACUGACCCGGUGACCAUGGCGGGGUCGCAACCCCUCGCGCUGCAGCUGGAACAGCUGUUGAACCCGCGACCACGCGAGGCGGAUCCGGAGGCCGACCCGGAGGAGGCCACUGCUGCCAGAGUGAUUGACAGGUUUGAGGAAGGAGAAGAUGGGGAAGGUGACUUACUGGCUGUGGGUAACAUCAGGAAACUGGCAUCAGCUUCCCUUUUGGAAACAGACAAAAGGUAUUCUGGCAAGACCAUCUCUAGGAAAGCUUUGAAGGAAGACCAAUGGGAGCAUCCUCUAUCAGGUUCUUCUGACAAGGAAAUAUCUGAUGAGGAAGAGUCUGGAGAUGGCGAUUCAGAGGGGCUAGGUCUGGAGGAGUCUGAUGAGGAUGCCAUGAGUGUUGCCGAGGAACAGGAGUGUGGUGAUGAUGGGGACAAUAGUCUGGCCAAAAGGAAGGGGAGCAGAAGCCGCUCUGGGAAAACACCAGGCUUCAGUUUUCAGAAUAUCAGUGACUUCGAAAAAUUUACUGAGGGAAUGGAUGACCUUGGUAGCAGUGAUGACGAGGAAGAUGAAGAGGAGGAGAGUGGCAUGGAAGAUGGGGAUGGGGAAGAAGAUUUAGAGGGUGCCAGUGAGGAAGACAGGGCUGAAGACAGGAACAGUGAAGAUGAUGGUGUGGUGAUGACAUUCUCCAGUGCUAAAGUUUCCGAGGAAGUGGAGAAAGGCAGAGCUGUGAAGAACCAGAUAGCUCUGUGGGACCAGCUCUUGGAAGGAAGGAUCAAACUGCAAAAAGCUCUGUUGACUACCAAUCAGCUUCCUCAACCGGAUGUUUUCCCUGUUUUCAAGGACAAGGGUGGCCAAGAAUUUGCCAGCGCCUUGAAAAAUAGUCACAAGGCACUUAAAGCAUUGUUGAGGUCAUUGGUAGGUCUUCAGGAAGAGCUGCUCUUCCAGUACCCUGACACUAGGUACCUAGUAGAUGGGACGAAGCCCAAAGCAGAAAGUGAGGAGGAGAUUUCAAGUGAAGAGGAAGAGCUGGUAGGAGAGAAGAAGAAGCAGAAAAGGGCCCCACCAAAGAGGAAGCUGGAGAUGGAUGACUAUCCUGGCUUUAUGGCAAAGCGUUUUGCUGACUUCACAGUUUACAGGAACCGCACACUUCAGAAGUGGCAUGAUAAAACCAAACUGGCUUCUGGAAAACUGGGGAAGGGUUUCGGUGCCUUUGAACGCUCAAUCUUGACUCAGAUUGAUCAUAUUCUAAUGGACAAAGAAAGAUUACUUCGAAGGACACAGACCAAGCGUUCUAUUUACCAAGUUCUUGGCAAACCCGAGCCAGCACCGCAGCCUGUCCCGGAGAGUUUGCCAGGGCAACCGGAGAUCCUUCCUCAGGCUCCUGCCAAUGCCCACCUGAAGGAUUUGGAUGAAGAAAUCUUUGAUGAUGAUGAUUUUUACCACCAGCUCCUUCGAGAACUCAUAGAACGGAAGACCAGCUCGUUGGAUCCCAAUGAUCAGGUGGCCAUGGGAAGGCAGUGGCUUGCAAUCCAGAAGUUACGAAGCAAAAUCCACAAGAAAGUAGAUAGGAAAGCCAGCAAAGGACGGAAACUUCGGUUUCAUGUCCUUAGCAAGCUACUGAGCUUCAUGGCACCUAUUGACCAUACCACAAUGAAUGAUGAUGCCAGGACAGAGUUAUAUCGAUCUCUUUUUGGCCAACUCAACCCUCCUGACGGAGGCCACGGGGACUGACAGCACCCAGCCCUCUCGCUGCAAGGCCUGAGGGUGGCCUCCAGCCCGGCGGUGCCGUGGCCAGGCUGGCUGCUCACCCAGCCCCACGUGGAGGAAGCCGCUGGCCUGUGGGGCUGAGUGAGUCAGGGACAGAUGCCCAGCAAAGUCCCAGGACGCCUGGAGUCACCUGUCUUUGUUUCUCGCACUUUCGUGUGCAAAGCGCCCUUCCCCCAUGUCCUUGAGCCACCACCAAUAAAGAGCGUUGUUCCUGGC